Ilex paraguariensis (yerba mate) is the source of this 947-nucleotide messenger RNA. The record is from the annotation of a GenBank genome assembly. NCBI's taxonomy places the organism in Eukaryota, Viridiplantae, Streptophyta, Magnoliopsida, Aquifoliales, Aquifoliaceae.
GAUUAUUGAAAAUGAUGAACAUAGACGAAGAAGCUAUCAAAUCUCUUCCAGAUUCUGCCACAGUUUCUUUUCUAAAUUGUAUCGAUCUCUCUAGUUCUGAUAUUCAACACUCUGUUUCUCUACUCAAACAGGCUUGCUUGGAUUCUGGUUUCUUCUAUGUUAUCAAUCAUGGAAUCAGUGAGGAAUUCAUAGAUGAGGUUUUUUCCCAAAGCAAAAGGUUCUUUGACCUACCCAUAAAGGAAAAAAUGAAGCUUCUAAGGAACAAGAAGCAUCGAGGAUAUACUCCUGCUCUAGAUGAAUAUUUGGAUCCUAUCAAUCAAGUACACGGAGAUUACAAGGAGGGAUAUUAUAUUGGUGUUGAAGUACCUGAAGAUGAUUCUGACGCAGAGAAACCAUUUUACGGACCAAAUGUUUGGCCCUUGAAUGAUAUUUUGCCUGGAUGGAGGCAAACUAUGGAGAAAUACCAUCAAGAAGCACUUGAAGUGGCAAAAGCAAUUGCAAGACUCAUAGCCCUUGCACUUGACCUUGGGGGCAACUUUUUUGAUCAGCAAGAAAUGCUUGGCAAGCCUAUUGCCAUGUUGCGCCUGCUACAUUAUGAAGGUCUAAUAUCUGAUCCCACCAAGGGAUUAUAUGGAGCUGGUGCCCAUUCUGAUUUUGGUUUGAUUACCCUUUUGGCCACGGAUGAUGUUGCUGGUCUCCAAAUAUGCAAGCAUAAGGAUGCCAAACCUCAGAUCUGGGAACAUGUGGCACCAUUGAAAGGAGCAUUUAUUGUAAAUCUCGGUGAUUUGCUGGAGCGCUGGAGCAACUCUAUGUUUAGGUCGACAUUGCAUCGAGUUUUGGGGAAUGGUCAAGAGAGAUAUUCUAUUGCAUACUUUGUGAAGCCUAAUCACGAUUGCCUUGUUGAAUGCUUGCCAACGUGCCAGUCACCGGAGAACCCUCCCAAGUAA